Messenger RNA from Rotaria sp. Silwood1, 6927 nucleotides. The record is from the annotation of a GenBank genome assembly. Lineage: Eukaryota; Metazoa; Rotifera; Eurotatoria; Philodinida; Philodinidae.
AUGAAUCUUGAUGCAGUCUCUUUAGCACUUGCUCAAAUAUCAUUUACAAUCAAAAGUUUAUCAAAAAAUAAUUUCAAAAAUUCUAUUACUGAAAUAUCAAAUCUCAUAACUGAAUAUGGAUUUGAAGCUGAACGUCAUUUAUAUCGUACAUUAUUAACUUAUAUUGAUUUACAAUCAAUUGAAGAAAAUAAUUCAAUAUUAAAACGUUCGGAUAAUAUUCAUUUAAAUUAUUUACAACAAGAAAUUUCAUCAUUAAUAUUAAAACCAAAUUUUAUUACAUUAAUUUGUUAUGCUUUUGAUACAGCUAUAACACAAAAAUCUUUUAAACUUCCAUCAUCAUCAAAUGGAUUUUUAACAUUAUUAUGUAAAUUAUUAAAAUUAAAUCAUGUACAAGAACUUAUUUUUGUUCUUGCUUUACAAAAUUCAAUUCAUACAGAAAUUCAAAUAUUAGUUCAUGAACAUAUUCAAAAAUGUUUACCUGAAUUUAUUCAAACAAUAAUUGAAUUUGAUCAUGGUUUAAAAGAAACAGGUUUAAUUGAUUUACCUGUUGAAGUACUUCAUUUACUUUUAAUACAAAUUCGACAAUAUGUAUCUAAUGAAUCAUCAAUUCUAAAUGUUGAACAAUAUGAACAAUUACUCAAUUUACUUCGAAAAGAAUAUCCAAUUGAACGAAUAGGCAAUAAUAAUUUAUUAAUUCUUCUUCCUAUACUUUAUCCAUCGAAUAUUAUUUCAAAUGAUCUCACAUCUACACAAAUAUUAUCUGAUUCUAGUAAUCUUUCAACAGCCGUAUGGCAAAUGGAUGGAAUAUUAUCUGAAGUUAUUCUUGAAAUGGGUUAUGAUUUUACAUCAUCAAUUGAACAUUGUCGAAAUGCAUUAGUUCAUUUUGGUUUACAAGAAUUAAAACCAUCAACAAUUGCACGAAUACUUUCAUCAAUGAUUAAAACACAUUCAGGCCUUACUGAAAAUACAACAAUUUAUGAUUCUAAUGGUAUUGAAAUGAUAACAAAUAAUGAUAAAAAUUCAUCACAAACAUGGAAUGUUGAUACAUUUGUAAUAGCUAUAAAUGAUUUGGUACCAACUGUAAAUUGGAAAGAUGUUGUAAAAGAAUUUGAUCAUCCAGGAUUUUUAGUACGUGAUCGACAAGCUCUUAUAUUACUUGUAACAGCACUUCGUCGAGCAUUAUCAACUGAACAAUAUAUUGAUUUACUUUAUGGACGUUGGAAUAAUGUUGAAGGACAAUUAUCAUGGCUUGCUCAAGCAAUUCGUUAUCCUGAUGUAUUUUGUUUUGGUGAUCAUCCAGCACAUCCUGUUUUAAUUGAUUGUCUUAAACAUCCACUUGAUGAUACAAAAGAAACAUGGACAUGGCGUUCAUUAAAUUUAAUUGAAUGUUUAUUACGUAUUGCUGAUACAGGUUUAUAUCCAAUUGUACUUGAAAUAUUUAAACAUGGUAUUCAACGUUCUGGUGAAUUGAUUUUUCUUGGUUUAUUACAACUUCAUACUAUUUGGACAACAUUAAAACAAGAAUUAUUACAAUUAAUAAUACCUACAUUUCUUCCCAAUAGUCCUAAUGCAAAUCCACUUCUUAAUUACAUGUGGAAUUCACAACAUCAUACAACAGCAUUACGUACAACAUUAUUAACAGCAUUAGCCGAUUGGUAUAAUCGUUCAAAUGAUAAUGAACAACAGCAACGUCUUAGUCGUGUACUUGAAAUUGUACAAGAUUUAAAAGCUUUACCUAUAUUACUUGCAGCACAACCAAUAACAUUUAUUCUUGAUUUAGCUUGUUUAGCAUCAAGACGUGGUUAUUUAAAAUUAGAUAAAUGGUUAUCAGAUAAAUUACGUGAACAUCAAGAUUUAUUUAUUCAAACAACAGUACAAUAUUUACGUAAAAAAGCUCCACAAUUAUUACAAUUACCUUCAAAAGAUGAUACAAAUUAUAAACAAAUUUCUAAUAUUGAAACAAUAACUAUAUUAUUAACUGUUCUUCAAUUAGCAUUACCAUCAAUAACAAAUCUUGAUCUAAUACAAGAAAUUCAAACAAUGACAUCAACAGCUAAAAUUCUUAAUAAUUUAACACCAGCAAGAUCUGAAACAUUUCAUAGUACAUUAACACAUCCUUUUACACCAUCACCAACCAAUGGACUUUCAUUAUCAACACAACUUCGUUCCUUACAAAGUUCAAAUAAUAAUGAAUCAUCAAUAAUAAAUGAAAUAUCAGAUGUUGAUGUUUAUUUUAAACGUUUAUAUUCUAAAACAACAAAUCCACCACCAAUAUCAGUUGAUGAAUUUCUUGAUAUAAUGACAAAAUGUAAAGAUUCAACAAUACUAAGAGAACGAGAAGUUUUUCAAAAUGGAAUAAGAAAUUUAUUUGAAGAAUAUAAAUUUUAUCCUCAAUAUCCUGAAAGAGAAUUACUUUUAACAGCACAAUUAUUUGGUGGAUUUUUUGAACGUGGUUUAUUUCAAAGUCAAGUUUUUGUUGCAGCAUUUCGAGUUAUACUUGAAGGAUUAAAAAAACAAGUUGGAUCGAAUCUUUGGAAUUUUUCUGUAGCAGCACUUAAUCGAUGUAAAACAAGAAUUCGUGAACAAUCAACUUUUCUUCAAGCAUUACGAAAUUUACCAACUUAUUCUGAACUUCCACCAGCAAUAGUUGAUUAUCUUGAUUAUAAUUCUAAACCAACAAUUUCACAAACAUUUGAUCCAUUACGUACAUUAACACCACCAAAUUUACCAUCACAACCAGUAGCUACUAGUCCACAUUCACAUCUAUUUUCAAGAAUGAAUAGUGUACCAUCGAUGACAACACCUAAUCAACAACAAUUUAAUCCAAUUGGAAAAGAAAAUACUGCACAAAAAGGCCCAUCAUUAACACAAAAUGCAAAUAUUCGUACAUUAAUCAAUGAUCCAAGUUAUAAUCUUGUUCGAAUAAAACAACCACCUGAACAUAUUAAUGAUAAAAUUGCAUUUACAUUUAAUAAUUUAUCACUUUCAAAUCUUUCACAAAAGGCACAAGAAUUAAAAGAUUUAUUAAAUAAUGAUGAACAAUUAUGGAAAUGGGUUGCACAAUAUUUAGUUAUAAAACGUGUUUCAUUAGAACAUAAUUUUCAUUCAUUAUAUGCUGGUUUUCUUAAUACACUUAAUAUAAAUAUUCUUUUUGAUACAGUUUUAAGUGAAACACAUCGAAAUAUAAAAAUUCUUUUAUUAAGUGAUAAACAGAUCAAUAAUAUUCCUGAUCGUUCACUAUUAAAAAAUCUUGGUCAUUGGCUUGGAAUGAUUACAAUCGGAAGAAAUAAACCAAUUCUUGCUACGGAUUUAGAAAUUAAAUCUUUAAUCAUUGAAGCAUAUCAUAUGGGUCCACAAGAAUUAUUAUAUAUUAUACCAUUUGUUUCAAAAAUUUUAGAAUCAUGUGCAAAAAGCAAAAUUUUUCAACAACCAAAUCCAUGGUUAAUGGGUAUUAUGUCUAUUCUUGCAGAAAUGCAUGGAACACCAGAUUUUAAAUUAAAUUUAAAAUUUGAAAUUGAAGUUCUUUGUAAACAAUUAGAAAUUCAAUUAAAUGAACUUCCAAUUCAUCAUAUAUUAAUUAACAAAGAAUAUUUUGAUAAAAUUGAAAAACAAUUAUCAAAUCUAACUUCUCAAGUUACAUCUAUACCACCAUCUAUUACUCCAUCAACACAAGCAUCAUUAUCAUCAACAACAACAACAACAUCAACAACAACAACAAUGACAUCAACAAUAACAACAAUAUCUGAACCACAAUUUCGAUUAUCAGAUUUUAAACCAUCAACAUUUCAAUCAUUAAGUUCUAUGCUUAAAAUAAAUUCAAAUAUAGCACUUUUUCGUAUACAUCCAAAUCUUAAAACUCAUAUAUAUUCUCCAAUUGAACAAGCAAUUAAUGAAAGUUUUCAAACUGUUCAACGUUCACUUAAAGUAGCAACAACAGCAGCUGAAACAAUAGCACGUAAAGAUUUUCUUUUAAAUCCAGAUGAACAACAAUUACGUACAUCAGCACGUAAUAUGGUUGCUUAUUUAAGUAGUGGUCUUGUUCUUAUAACAGCACGUUCAGCAUUACAAGAUCAAAUACAAUCCUAUAUUAAAUCUCAUUUUUCUACUGUACUUGGUAUAUCUCAAACAUCAACAAUAAAUAAUAAUAAUAAUAGUAAUAAUACUAAUAAUGAACAAACAGCAACAAUUGAAAUGAUACAACAAGCUGCUAAUGAAAUUGCAACAUCAAAUAUUGAAUUAUGUUGUUGUCUUUUACAACGAAUAACAAUAAGUCGUGCUAUACAAUUAAUUGAUCAACGUUUGGCAAGUGAUAUUGAAUUACGACAACGUUGUAGAGCUGAUGGACGACAAUUACCUAUGACAAAUACUAUCAAUGAAGAAAGAUUACCAGAACAAAUUCGUUUACAUCAUGGACCAUUUUCACCACAUCAAUUAGCUAUUUAUGAAGAUUUUGUUCAUUUUAUUCCAGGUUUUAAACCGAAUGAUAGUGAAAAACGAGAUUUAACCACGAUGGAUGAAACUGUUCCAUCUGUAUGGGAUCGUUUAAUAUCUGAUAUUGAUCAAACAAUUCAAAGUCAACGUAAUCAAUUAUUUACAACAGCAUUUCAACGUUUAUUAGAAAGUGUUAAUUUAUUACGAUCUAAUUUACAAAAUCAAACAUCAACAAAUGCACCACAAGCAGCAUUAACAAAUUUAUUAAAUAUGAUACUUUAUAAUUAUCUUGAACAUUAUACAGUACAAUCUCAAAUGCAAGAUAAUGAAAGUUUUGAACGUUUUAAAACAAUACAUAUGAAUGUAUUAAAAUUACUUAUUGAAAUACGUUUACCAUUAGCAUUUAUUAAUAAACAAUUAACAAAAUCAUGGUUAGAAUGUAUUAAUGAAUUUAAAUUUAAUAUAUUUGCUGUUCAUCAUUUAAUACGUAAUCGUCUUCUUGAUAUACGACAAAUUGAUGGACAAAUAUCUCAAUUAAUUGAUUCAGGAAGUAAUUCAGCACUUCAUUUUGCUGUUAAUUUUCUUCGUAGUUGUGUUAUUGAACAACCAUGUUGUUCUGAUAAUGAUAUACCAUUAAUACUUGAUUCUCUUCAUCGUAUAUCAUUAAUUGGUAAACAACCAGCUGAAGCUGUUCGUGAUUUACUUGAAAUAAUACGUUUAAAUUAUACAUCAUUAAAUGAUUCAAAUGAAAAUAAAAUUGAUAAAUUAGCUAUAUUAUCAUUAUCAGUUAUAAAUAAUGGUAUGAAAUAUUUAUCAAUUGAUGAUAUUGAAACAGUAACAAUUGUUAAUAAAGCUAAAACUAUUUUAAAUGAAUGGGUUAAUUUAACAAUGACACCAAUUAAUCGUAUUAGUCAACAACAAGCUUUUCAAGAAUAUUUUAAUCAGAUGACUCUUCAAGGAAUAUUUCGUUCAGAUGAUACAAUAGCAAAAUUUCUUCGUACAACAAUUCAAUUAUGUAUUAAUAAUGUUUAUGAUGUUGUACAACAAAAUUCAUCAUCAACACAACAACAACAACAACAACAACAACAACAAACACAAUAUAUUCGUUGUCAUCAAGGAAUUGAUUCUCUAUGUCGAUUUUUAUAUUUAUUAACAGUACAUACAUCUGAUAAUAAUAAUUAUGGUGCACGUAUACAUUUAAUAAAUUGUAUAUUAGGUUUAUUAGCUACACUUUGCUUUUUGGAUCAUGAAGAACGUGGAGAUCAAUUUCAUCCACUUGCAUAUCAAAGAAUUAUUUUAAAUUUAUUUCAAGAAUCAACAAAUGCUGUUUCAUUAAAUGUAACAAAUUCGACAUCCGUUGGUGAUAAUACAUCAUCUAAUGAUCAAGUAAUGUAUUAUAUUUAUUUGGCAUUUACAAAUUGUUUACAUCUUUUACGUCCUCAACGAGUAACCGGUUUUGCUUUUGCAUGGCUUGAAAUUGUUGCUCAUCGAACAUUAAUGUCACGUUUUUUAUUAUAUGGUGGUCGAAAUUAUCGUCAAAUUCAAAAUAUGUAUUCAUUACUUCUUGUUGAUGCAUUACGUCUUGUUGCUCCAUUUAUACGUUCCGGUGAAAAUACUCUAUCAUUUCAAGUUUAUUAUAAAGGUAUAUUAAAAACAUUUAUGUUAUUAUUACAUGAUUUUCCGGAAUUUUUAUGUGAACAUUAUUAUGAAUUUUGUGAUUCAUUACCAUUAAUAUCACAUCAAUUACGUAAUAUAAUAUUAUCAUCAUUUCCAAAACAUAUACGUUGUCCUGAUCCCGUUAAAGUUAAUAUUAAAAUAGAUAUGCUUAAUGAUAUAUCAACAACACCAACAAUAUCAUAUAAUUAUUCAUUAAAUAUUCAACCAUCAAAAUUUAAAACAAAUCUUGAUUCAUAUUUACGUACACGUUCACCAGUAACAUUUUUAUCUGAAUUACGUUCAUAUUUACAACAAGGUGCUGAUCCUGGUUCACAUUAUAAUAUACGAAUGUUAAAUGCACUUGUUUUAUAUGUUGCUACACAAGCAUUAUCAACAAUAAAUAAUAAACAACCAUUAAUGUCAUCUAUAACACAUACAGCACAUAUGGAUAUAUUUCAAAAUUUAGCUGUUGAUUUAGAUACAGAAGGACGAUAUUUAUUUUUAAAUGCUAUGGCUAAUCAUUUAAGAUAUCCAAAUACACAUACACAUUAUUUUAGUUAUACAAUAUUAUAUUUAUUUGCUGAAGCUAAUUCAGAAGCUUUACAAGAACAAAUUGUUCGAGUUUUACUUGAACGACUUGUUGCAAAUCGUCCACAUCCAUGGGGUUUAUUAGUUACAUUUUUAGAACUUGUACGAAAUCCAAAUUUAAAAUUAUGGUCAAGAGAAUUUAUGAGUAUUUCACCUGAUGUUAAACGUUUAUUAGCAACACUUACUCAUGGUUUUCCACAAUUUCCAACAUCACCAAUGUCUUCACAACAACCAGCGAUUGUUAAACCCUAG